UAUUGGGGGAAAAUGCCGAAUUUGAUGGGAUUAAAAAAUUAUGAAGAAAAAGCUUAUGAAGAAUUAGUUGGAAAUAAAAUAAAAAGUUCUGCAGAUUUGGAUGUUUAUUUAGAAAGAAAGUUGUUAGAAAAUGUUGCUAAACUCGCAAUUUAUUUUGAAGAAUUUAAAAUGGAUGAGAAAUUUGAACAAAUAAAAAUUACCGUAAAUUAA
This is a messenger RNA of Meloidogyne enterolobii, 210 nucleotides long. The record is from the annotation of a GenBank genome assembly. Lineage: Eukaryota; Metazoa; Nematoda; Chromadorea; Rhabditida; Meloidogynidae.